CAUCCACAUAUUUGUAAGCUCGGCAAUUAGUUUGAUAUUUUGAGCAUUUCUUUUGUCAGAAGAAAAUUGUGCCUAAUCUUAUCCGGUUACUACAAAACGAGAGAGGAACCCCUCAUAAUUCACCAACUCUCAGAAAAUGGAAGUAGCUAGUUUGUACAACAUCACACUCAGCUUCUUUCUUCUCCUCUUUGUGUUAGUUUUCAAAUCCAUCAUACAAAAACGUAAUAGUCCGAGAAAUUUCCCACCUAGCCCUCCUGCUUUGCCAAUCAUCGGUCAUCUCCAUCUUCUAAAGGAACCGCUUCAUCGAACUCUUCAUGAACUUUCAGAGAAUUAUGGCCCCAUUCUGUACCUUCAAUUCGGAACUCGUAAAGUUCUUAUAGUCUCCUCAGCAUCAGCAGCUGAAGAGUGCUUUACAAAAAAUGAUAUCAUUUUUGCAAACCGCCCUCAGUUGCUUGCUGGCAAACAUCUCAAUUACAACAACGCUACGAUAGGAUUAGCACCCUACGGUGAUUAUUGGCGUAACCUUAGGCGCCUCACCACCUUGGAACUCUUCUCCACGAGCCGGCUUGCCAUGUUUGCUGGCGUUCGGCAAGAGGAAGUUCAGUUAUUGCUAAAGGAACUAUUCCUGGCCUCGAGCAGAAAACCAGCUAUGGUGGAAGUUACAUCAAAGCUUAUAGAGCUUGCUUUCAAUAUUAUGCUAAGGAUGAUUGCGGGAAAGCGUUAUUAUGGGAAAGAUGCAGUGGACGAAGAAGCAAAGCAAUUCCGAGACCUCAUGAGAGAGUUUGUGGAGAUUCAUGGAAGCGCAAAUUUGAAUGACUUUUUGCCUGCGCUGCAAUGGGUAGAUUUUCAAGGAGUAGAGAAGAGGAUGAAAAGAAUUAUGAAGAAGCUUGACAAAUUCUUACAAUCCCUUCUCGAAGAGCAUAGGAGAAUGAGGGAAGAUUCAACAGAGUCUUUAGAUGCAUCUGAUGCAAGCAAAAGAGGGAGAAAAGCAACUUUAAUCGACGUCAUGUUAUCCCUGCAACAAACAGAACCGGAAUUUUAUACUGAUGAGACCAUAAAAGGAGUUAUUCUGGCAAUGCUAAUUGCUGGAACUGAAACUUCAGCGACUACAAUAGAAUGGGCUAUGUCACUUCUUCUUAACCAUCCUGAAGUAAUGCAUAAAGCUUGGACUGAAAUAGGUGCUAAAGUUGGACAAGACAAGUUCCUGGAUGAAACAGACCUGACAAAGCUGAAUUAUCUACAAUCUAUAAUUUCUGAGACGUUGCGGUUAUUUCCGCCUGGACCAUUGCUCUUACCACAUGAAUCAUCAGAAGACUGCAUUGUUUGUGGCUACACCGUUCCGCGUGCCACAAUGUUAUUUAUCAACGCCUGGACUAUCCAGAGGGACCCCAAGCUCUGGGUGGACGCCACAAGGUUUAUGCCAGAGAGAUUUGAAGGUGGGGAAGGUGAAGGGUGUAAACUACUUCCGUUUGGUGUUGGAAGGCGGGCAUGCCCUGGAGCUGUUUUAGCCAAGAGAGUGGUAGCACUGGCACUUGGUGCCCUGAUUCAGUCCUUCGAGUGGAAUAGGAUUGGCACGGAGGAAAUCAAUAUGAGGGAAGGCACAGGGCUCACCAUGCCGAAAGCUGAGCCCUUGGUGGCUUUGUGCAAUCCCCGGGCAGACAUGAUCAACCUCCUCUCCACACUGUGACGUGAAGUCUCUGGUAACAGGAGAUACUAGCAUUAUGAAAUAUGAGCACUCGCAUUUACGGGAGCACAGAGGGAUAGACUUUGUUAAGCUUAUAUGCAUAUAGAAGCCACUCUUGGAAUAAAGUAUUAAGGUAAAGCCGCCCAAGUGCCUGCGAGUUUAUGAUCCUUCUAUGUAUUAAAAGUCAAGAUGAUUAAAGAUUCCUUAAGAGUUUUCCUUAUAAUGAACUUACAUAGAUCAAAACUUGCAAAUA
Messenger RNA from Theobroma cacao (cacao), 1937 nucleotides. Its product is annotated as cytochrome P450 81Q32-like. NCBI's taxonomy places the organism in Eukaryota, Viridiplantae, Streptophyta, Magnoliopsida, Malvales, Malvaceae. The record is from RefSeq and is a predicted model, not a curated record. Gene Ontology annotation, molecular function: monooxygenase activity; oxidoreductase activity, acting on paired donors, with incorporation or reduction of molecular oxygen; heme binding.